Molecule: messenger RNA, 339 nt
Organism: Histoplasma capsulatum G186AR
Lineage: Eukaryota; Fungi; Ascomycota; Eurotiomycetes; Onygenales; Ajellomycetaceae
Exons: 2
Coding region: 1-339 (112 amino acids)
Source: RefSeq, a predicted model, not a curated record
AUGGUUGAUAACCAGUCUCCAAGCUAUAUGUCCGAGAACAGCAUUAGAAACAACGGGCCGGACGCCAUAGCUUUGGAAAGAUUCAAGUUGUGCGAACUAGCGGAGGGAUUGGCAACAUAUUACCCACCAUGCCUCCAAGGAGUCCCAUCUUGGGAUGCGUGUUCAUAUAUGCACCGCAUCCACGGCAUUACGGCCGAUAGCAACCUGGAAGCCACACGGGCCGUGACGAAGAUGAAAGCAACCAUCACACGGCGCUUCAGAAGUCUACCCGAAAUUGCGCUGCAGCAGCCGUUGAUAUCGGAUACUUGCUGCUUCAGCUACCUUUGGGACAAAGGUUGA